GAAAGGAGGGAGGGCUGUGUGUGUGUGUCUGAGAAAUGAGAGAGAGGGAGGGAGGAGGGUACUGAGAGAAAUCUGUCAGAUUCAAACACACUGCUCUGUGUGUGUGUGUGAUAGAGAGAACGAGCGAUGAUGAGAAGAGAGGAGGAGAGCCGAGGAAGAGAUAGAAAGAGACAGCAGAGGAGCACAGAGUGAGGCCACUUCACCUAUGGAUCAGGAUUCACCGAAGGGAUUCCAUGAACACACCGACCUGACUGACAGCCCCGCAGAGCGCAGCCGAUCGACACUGAUGCCGAUGCCUCGAAUGCAGCUGUAAAGCAGCAAGGCCAAGGGGUCAGGGCUGAAAGGUCACAGACUACAGAGCCGGAGUGAGCACUGAGGUUGAAAGGGUUUCAGCAGGGGAGACUGAGAGGGGAAACAGGGGUCAAGAAAGACUGUCUCAGUGACGGACAAGAGUCAAGGGGUCAAAGAUGAUGACGUCACAUGUAAAGCUGAGGAGGGAGAAGGGGAGUCUGGCAGAGUACGAUUCGCAGAUGAAAGACCUGCGGACCCAGCUGACAGACCAGAUCAAGAUUUUGGACUCUCAAGUGGAGGUGAAGCAGCAGCAGGUCUCAGACCUCUCUGAGUUUCUCCGGCGCCGAGGCGACAUCGAGGCUGAAUAUGCGCGCGCCCUGGACAAACUGACCGAGCGAUUCACCCACAAGACUAAAAAGAAGGAGCAGUGGGGUCAGUCUGUGUGUCAGGUCUGGUCUGUUCUGCUGACUCAGACUCGGCUGGAGAGCCGGGAACAUGCAGCGCUGGGUGACACCUGCUGCAACACACUCACGCUGCGGUUGGCACACAGUACGGAGGAUACACACCGUCUGCACAAACGGAGCAAAGAAGUUGGUAUCCAGAUGCAGGAUGAAUUGCUGAAGGUCACUACUGAAAUGCAGACGGCUCUGAAGACAUAUAACCAGUACCACACAGACUGUCUGAUAGCUGAGGGGAAACUGAAGGAAGCCGAGCGGUUGGAGGAGAGACACACCGGCAAGUCAGCUGAGCUCGGCCUCGGCCAAUCAGGAGGGCAGAGGCGGAGCUCCGUCAAGAAGAUGGAGAGAUUAAUGGAGAAAAGGCAUGGCAGAGUGCAGGAGAACCAGCUGAAGUGCACCAAGGCUCGUAAUGACUACUUGCUGAAUCUGGCAGCUGCCAAUGCAGCCAUGAAUAAAUACUACCUGCAGGACAUCAGCACUCUCAUCGACUGCUGUGACCUGGGUUUCCACCUGUCUGUGGAGAGGGUGAUGAAGUGCUACCUGACCAGUAGGUGGCGCAUCCAGAAGACAGAGGAGACGGGGCUGAAGCAGCUGGAAGCUGCCAUGACGUCCCUGGACCAGGGUGGAGACAGAGAUGCGUUGCUACAGCAACACGACUCUGCCUUCUGCCUUCCCUUCAGAUUCAACUACCAUCCACAUGAGGGAGACCAGGUGUGCGAGGUGAGUGCGGAGAGCCAGGUGAGGUACGAGCUGGAGACCAGGUUCCAGCAACUUCAGUCUCGACUCGCUGCCGUUACCUUGGAAACAGAGGAGGUCAGUAAAACGCUUAAAGCCACACUCACAGCCCUGCUGGACAAUAUGUGUGAAAGCGACUUUAACCCCUCCCCCGACGUGCCCAGCAGCCUUGAGCCCCCUGGAGGAAACACCGCCCAAAAACUUACCCUUGCCAAGCGUCGAGCCAAUCAGCAGGAGACAGAGACCUACUAUUUUACAAAAGUGAAGGACUUCCUCAUCAGCAGUUCUCUGACCUUCAAACUUCAAGCCAAACAUGACCUUCUACAAGAUGCCAUACAGAAAGCUGAGGCUGUCGACAGUGACCCUUCCAGAACGCAAUGUGCUCGGUCAGUGCGUGUUCGGAAGUCCAGACCUGUUUCCCAAUUCUGCCACACACUCUUCACCACAGACAUACUCUCCUACAUACAGAGCUCCGGGCAGCAGAUUCCUGUGGUGGUUGAAAGCUGUAUCCGUUUCAUAAACCUUCACGGCCUCCACCAUGAAGGGAUAUUCAGAGUUCCUGGGUCACAGAGGGAGGUUAACCACAUCAGAGAUGCAUUUGAAAGAGGAGAGGAUCCGCUGUCAGACAGUGAGUGUGAUCUGGACUCUGUGGCCGGUGUGUUGAAGCUUUACUUCAGGGGCCUUGAGCCUCCUCUCUUCCCGUACGACAGCUACACCCAGCUGCUGGAGUGUGCCCAAAUCGAGGGGGUGACAGAGAGAGCGGUCCAGAUCAAAGGGAUUGUCUCCACCUUCCCACGGCCUCUCCUCAUCGUGAUGCGCUACCUUUUCGCUUUCCUCAACCACGUGUCUCAGUACAGUGAUGAGAACAUGAUGCUGCCCUACAACCUGGCCGUGUGCUUCGGGCCGAGCCUGCUGAGAGGGUUGGAUUCUGAUGACGCUGUUGCUAGGCAGCCACAGAUCAAUGAUCUCGUCAAAACCAUGAUCCUCCAACAUGACCUCAUCUACCCCGGCCAAUCAGAACUGCCGGGCCCCGUCUACGAGAAGCACAUGACUCUGGAGCAGGAGUACUGUGAACCAAUCACAGAGGAGGGAGACGGAGAGACUGAGCCCCUGCCCAGUGAGGACGAGUGGGAGGCAGUGGCAAUGUUUGACUACGCAGCAAGAUCUCCAGCUGAGCUGUCCUUCAAGCAGGGAGAGCUUCUCAUCCUCCACAGCAAGGCCUCCUGUGAUUGGUGGCGAGGCGAAGUGGGAGGGGUUAAGGGUCUCAUCCCUCACAAGUACAUCAGCGUGCUGGAAGGGUCAGACCGAGCGAAAAGAGAGGACGGAGGAGGAGGAGGCAGCACUGGAAACCUGACAACAGAAGAUCCACAGACGGAGAACACAACUCGGAUGCGGGUGAACAGCGACAGCGCUUCGUUGCCCGGGAGACAGAGAGGAAGUGAGGGGAGCCCCAAUCGAAAGCCGCCGACCUCUCCCGCCACACGACACCUGCCAGUGUCUCAGGAGCGAAGACACACUUUGGACACCGUGAGACAGGGCGGCUUCAGACCCCCAGACAGACCUCCGUUUGGUCAGCCAGACAGACAACCAGUCGACAAGGACAUGAUCAGCCGUCAGAUGAAUUCUGUGUUCAAGGAGCUCCUGUCUCGACAGCCAGCCUUGCCGUCGUCCACUCUCGCCACCCCUGCUCCCUCUUCCUCCUCCUCCUCCUCCUCCUCCUCUCUUCCUCAAGCUGCCCCCGCUGCCAAAAAAGUCGGAUUCGGCCUCAGAGGACGAACCCUUUUCAGACCGGUGGACUAAGAGAGAGGAGAGGAUGAGUGGAAUUAUUGAUUUAUUGUUUAACUAUGAUGAUUAUGCUGAUGCCGACGAUACAUUUGGUGAAGAUCUUGAUUUAUUUUUUUGACACGUGUAUAAUAUUUGCGUCUUUGCCAUCUCAUAGUGCCACUAGUCUUGGUGCCGUGUUACUGUACGUCCAGUGUGUCUGUUUUACAGCUGGUUUUUGUCUUUUUUUAUGUUCUGGUCUGUUUUAGUUCUCCAGGCUUUUGUAAUUUUUGGGAGAAUCAGGGAUGUGACAUCACCAGACUGACUUUUUAAAGUGGUUGCCAUGGUACUUACAACAACAACAACGACAAUAUAUUUAAGCUGCCCCCUAGUGGCAGGUCUGAGAUCGGCUCACCCUUAAAAAGAAAACUGAUCCGGGGCCUGAUAGGUUUGAACUGUGCUCAUUAUGUUUUUCAAAAGUAAUGUGAUCUAGAGAGGUGUCUAUCAAACCCCAAAGUGUUCAAUAUUAAAUAAGACAUUGUGAAAUAAAAAAUAAGCUUAUGUAACUGUGUGAAAAUUAAAAAAGAUUUUGUUUUUUUAAACUUGAGGAAAUUGAUGAAACUCAACUCCUUACCUUUUGUGAUAACAUAAUUUCUUUGGAUAUUAUUAAUUAUAGACAUGUUUAUAUCAAAAUACCCCUUUUCAAAAGUCUGUUUUUAUUUCAUAAUGGCAUUUUUCCAGAUGACACUUUUAAUUCAUUUCAAGGUUUAUUUCAUAAUGUCACUUUUCAUAAUGACAAUUCUUAUUUCAUGUCACUUUUCAAGACAAUAUUCACUGCCCUCCCACCUCUCCCUCCAGCAGGUCUAGGUGCCAUAUAAAUACUGUGAAAGCUCAACCCCCAGAGAAAUGCACACAGCAUUCAGAAACUGUGCCUUUUUAAACGAGCCGUCAGCACUUCCAUAAGGUUGCGAUGUCAUAACUAUACGUGUAUAAAGGUGCCGAAAAUGCCGUUACAGUCAUGCCCCGGCUGCGAUGGCGGCGCAGAGAGCGCAGAUACGGAAGACCCGGAAACACUGACCAAUCAAAGCGGCUCUUUCGCGAGGGGGCGAGAGACAGGCGGUAUAACAGAGCGUUUCAGACAGAGGGGAAAUACAGGUAUAUUCAGUAAAUGUGUUUGGUUUUUUAACAUUAAAGCAUGUAAGCAUGUUCUAGUAACAUGUUCAACGUUAUUCUGAAGAAGCCGACUGGAGGCUGCUGAUUUAAAUGGACACAGUAACUUCUGUAGCUUUUAAGCCUUAGCUUAAUGCUACCUACUGAUUACUCAUCAUUAAAGUGACACCACUGUCGUGGGAAGUGACAUGAAAUAAAUAGUGACAUUAUUAAAAAGAAGACAUAUGUACAGAGGUAGAUUUUUACUUUACUUUGCAUAGAGAAUAUUGUCGAACUGUUGAGAAUAAAGUUGAUAGUAUAUCAACGUUAGACGAUUUAUUCUCAACAUUUUGACUUUUUUUUCAAUAUUUUGACUAUAUUUGCAACGUAUCAACUUUAUUCUCAAUAUUUAAACAUUCUUGAAAUACUUCUUUAGCUUUAGUCAUUUCCCUUACCCCUGGCCCUAAAACUGUUCUGCACCACUUAUGAUGAAAUAACAUUUCAUUAUAAUGAACUGAGUUUUAUUAAUUACUUAAUCAUUAUUUACCAAAUGUUUGUUUUUAUUUAUAUAUGUGAUACAAUUUGUUCAUGUGAAUAUUUAUUUAUCUAUUUAUUUAUUUAAUAUUGAACAUUUUGGGGCCCCAUAGAUGUUAUUCAGAAUGACUGUAAGCAGCGGGGUCAGUCAUACUUUAUAGCAGCAUGCAGCAUAAGCACACACACACGAAACACAUUCCCCUUCAUAUGUGAUAAAUGGCCUGAUACGCAGGCCAAAACUCAGGGCUUUUGCAGAGUUGGAGACGGGCUAACUCAGGUUCGGCUUCAAUGGAAUAAGGAAGAGUUUCUCACCCAGGGCUUUGGUUGACUUGCUCUUCAACUGGAAACUGUGCCCAAGCCUCAACUGCCAAAAUGGCCCCUUUAUCAGAGAGGAUUCAGUGACUUCCUCUGGUUUAAACUGUGAAUGCAAUGGUGACAUUUUGGCGCCACAAUCAAAACUCUUUCUCUUAUUCAUCCACACAUUCCCCCCCCCCCACUAUCCACAGGUCCCAUUCUUUCAGGAUUUCUGCAGCAAGGUGCACAAUAACUUUUACUCCAAGAGCAUUUGAAACCUUCUUGCAUAAUGGCAUCUCCCCUCUGUCGUGUUUCAGUACUGGAAACAUAGAAGUAGAAUCCUUUUUAAAUAUAUUCUGCCUCUAUGAUUAAAACACCCUGUUAUUCUGGAUCACUGUUUGAUGAUGUCACUAAAUUUACUGUGUUCAAUUGUAUAUGUGGUAUUAAAAAAAUAAUAAUUCAAUAAAGUGAUGAAUGAUGAA
Messenger RNA from Cottoperca gobio, 5704 nucleotides. It is a transcript of the gene arhgap4b, whose product is annotated as Rho GTPase activating protein 4b. Gene Ontology annotation, biological process: signal transduction. The transcript has 24 exons. The coding region runs from base 468 to 3284 and encodes 938 amino acids. Lineage: Eukaryota; Metazoa; Chordata; Actinopteri; Perciformes; Bovichtidae. The record is from RefSeq and is a predicted model, not a curated record. Gene Ontology annotation, molecular function: protein binding.